CAUCACAUUUCAACUAGCUGUUCAGCAAGUAACAAGUGAAAAAAAAAUCAAAAUGAAAUUCGUUAUCGUAUUCGCCGCCCUCUUCGCCGUCGCUUUGGCCGCUCCACAAAGCAACCCAGCUGACGCUCAAGCCACCAUCGUCGAACAAAACUCCGACAUCGACCCACAAGGAAACUUCCAAUACUCAUCAAAGACAUCAAACGGAAUCUCGGCCCAAGAACAAGGACAAUUGAAACCAAACCCAGCCCCAAAAUCAGCUGAAGACCCAUCAGCCUUCAUCGCUGUUCAAGGUUCAUUCUCAUACACCGGCCCAGACGGUCAACAAUACACCGUCAACUACGUUGCUGAUGAGAACGGUUUCCAACCACAAGGCGCUCACUUGCCAGUUGCUCCAGUUGCAUAAGUCAAUCCAAUACAUCGAUGAUUUAAUGUGAACACCAGACAUUUUUAUACAAAUAACAUCCUGUAUAGAUUUGUCUGAGCACUUAGUUAAUAAAUUGAAAAAAGUCGCAGAAAAAA
Molecule: messenger RNA, 519 nt
Organism: Sitodiplosis mosellana (orange wheat blossom midge)
Lineage: Eukaryota; Metazoa; Arthropoda; Insecta; Diptera; Cecidomyiidae
Product: larval cuticle protein 65Ag1-like
Exons: 2
Coding region: 53-403 (116 amino acids)
Cellular component (GO): chitin-based extracellular matrix
Molecular function (GO): structural constituent of chitin-based larval cuticle
Source: RefSeq, a predicted model, not a curated record